CUUCGCCGUGUUGUAGAAUGGAUUCGGUAACCACUAUUGCCGCGUUGUACAUAAAAGAAUCUUCUUUAACCCAAAAACCCCACACUUUCCCCUUUUUCUUCCGUCAAAAAAUCCGAAAUACUAUUACGGUUUUUCAGAAGAAGAAGAAAAAUCAAUCGCCGAUCGAUCAAUCACGAUGAGUUUUUUAUUUGGCAAGAGAAAAACUCCGGCAGAACUCCUGCGUGAAAACAAGCGUAUGCUUGAUAAAUCUAUCCGAGAAAUAGAAAGGGAGAGACAGGGCUUACAAACACAAGAAAAGAAACUAAUUGCAGAGAUAAAGAAAAGUGCAAAGCAAGGACAGAUGGGCGCUGUGAAGGUGAUGGCGAAAGAUCUUAUCAGAACAAGGCAUCAGAUUGAAAAAUUUUACAAGCUUAAGUCCCAACUUCAAGGUGUCUCCCUCAGAAUUCAGACUUUGAAAUCAACACAAGCAAUGGGUGAAGCAAUGAAAGGCGUUACAAAGGCAAUGGGACAGAUGAACAGGCAGAUGAAUUUGCCAGCAUUGCAGAGAAUAAUGCAAGAAUUUGAGAUGCAAAAUGAAAAGAUGGAAAUGGUGAGUGAGGUGAUGGGAGAUGCCAUUGAUGAUGCUUUGGAAGGGGAUGAGGAAGAAGAAGAAACUGAAGAGUUGGUGAGCCAGGUCCUUGAUGAGAUUGGAAUUAAUAUCAACAAUGAGCUUGUCAAUGCUCCUUCUUCUGCGGUGGCUGCUCCAGCAGCGAAAGGCAAGGUUGCACAAGCUGAGGCAACUGACAAUGACGAUGGUGGGAUAGACAGUGAUCUGCAAGCAAGGUUAGACAAUUUGAGGAAAAUGUAAAUUGCUUGUAGAAUGAAUUGGAAACUUUAUAUGGCCUUGUAAUAUUUGUGAAAAUUCUGGAAUUCAUGAUCAGGCAUUGUGUCUGUCAUUGCAAUUUGCAAAACAUAGCAUACCCUAUGCUUUCUAUUUAUUCUU
Messenger RNA from Solanum stenotomum, 982 nucleotides. Its product is annotated as vacuolar protein sorting-associated protein 2 homolog 1. Gene Ontology annotation, biological process: protein transport; late endosome to vacuole transport; endosome transport via multivesicular body sorting pathway. The record is from RefSeq and is a predicted model, not a curated record. Gene Ontology annotation, cellular component: ESCRT III complex; multivesicular body. Lineage: Eukaryota; Viridiplantae; Streptophyta; Magnoliopsida; Solanales; Solanaceae. Bases 176 to 847 code for a protein of 223 amino acids. The transcript has 5 exons.